AGCCCGGCCGGCGUGCGAGGACCCCGCACGGCCAAGAUGGCGGCGUCCGUGCGACAGGCACGUAGCCUGCCGGGGCUGGCGGCGACGCUGGGCCUGGGUUCCCGUGGCUACCGGGCCCCCCCGCCCCCCCGCCGCAGGCCAGGACCCCGGUGGCCAGACCCCGAGGACCUCCUGACCCCGCGAUGGCAGCUGAGGCCGCGCUACGCAGCUAAGCAGUUCGCGCGUUACGGCGCUGCCUCCGGGGUGGACCCCGGUUCGCUAUGGCCGUCGCCGGAGCAGCGGAGGGAGCUGGAGGCUAAGGAGCGCGAAUGGUACCCAACCCUGGCGACCAUGCAGGAGUCGCUGCGGGUGAAGCAGCUGGCCGAAGAGCAGAAGCGUCAGGAGAGGGAGCAGCACAUCGCAGAGUGCAUGGCCAAGAUGCCAAAGAUGAUUGAGAAAUGGCGGCAGCAGCAACGGGAGCGCAGGGAGAAGGAAGAGGCUGACAAGGAGAGGAGGGCCCGACUGCAGGCUGAGGCCCAGGAGCGCCUAGGCUACCAAGUGGACCCAAGGAGCACCCGCUUCCAGGAGCUGCUCCAGGACCUAGAGAAGAAGGAGCGCAAGCGCCUCAAGGAGGAAAAACAAAGACAGAAGAAGGAGGCACGAGCUGCUGCAAUGGCUGCGAUGGCAGCCCAGGACCCAGCAGCCUCAGAGGCACCCAGCUCCUGAGCCUUUGUCCUUUCCCAAUAAAAGCCUGCUCCCUGGCAGUCCCCCUGAAGA
Molecule: messenger RNA, 756 nt
Organism: Callithrix jacchus (white-tufted-ear marmoset)
Lineage: Eukaryota; Metazoa; Chordata; Mammalia; Primates; Cebidae
Gene: GADD45GIP1
Product: GADD45G interacting protein 1
Cellular component (GO): nucleus; mitochondrion
Source: RefSeq, a predicted model, not a curated record